UUUCUGAAUUGUUUAAAGAAUCCAAAUUGCUUGAAGUUUCUGAAUUCCUCAAAGGUAAAGUUCCAACAUUAUUUAUUAAUAAUAAUAAUACAUCUUCUUUUUGUUGCUGUGAUGGUCAUGCAUAA
Messenger RNA from Scutellospora calospora, 125 nucleotides. The record is from the annotation of a GenBank genome assembly. Lineage: Eukaryota; Fungi; Glomeromycota; Glomeromycetes; Diversisporales; Gigasporaceae.